Molecule: messenger RNA, 2265 nt
Organism: Cuscuta epithymum
Lineage: Eukaryota; Viridiplantae; Streptophyta; Magnoliopsida; Solanales; Convolvulaceae
Source: the annotation of a GenBank genome assembly
UUCGACUCCAAGGACCACGGACCGGUAGUUCGUCAUUUCUCUCCGCUCCCCACCAAGUCAGUUGCCAGUUCAAUAGCAACUCAGAACUGGCAAAAACCACUCCAAUCGCCGCCGCAUCCCCGUUCGUUCACCCCACAAUGAAUGCCUCUUCGAAGUUCCUUACACUUCUCACUACCACUAAUUCACCCAUCACCCUAUUUUACCGCCCUUGCUGCUUUCUACAUCGGCGUUCCCUUACUUUCGCCCGCUGCCUCUCCGCCUCUCCUCGCCGCCUCACCGGAAAUUCUUCCGCCCUCUUAUCAUCCCCCAGGACACCUCUCACUACUUUCCGGCGACCAUUUCAAUCUGAGGCCCUGCCAGUGAGUAGCACGCAUAGCUCUUUUUCUUCCACAACCCACCCGUGGCAAGAAUGGUGCAACCUAAUCAACGCGAUAUCUGCAGAUGUAAAGGUGGAGGAGCGCGGAGUAACCCCUGAGGAUGAUGGGUUUGUGGCAUACGAGCAAUUGCCAUAUGAUUUUCUUCAGGCUGCCAGUGCGUGCUUAGCGUUUGCUCGACAAAGGCCGAAUCUUUUAGGUUCACUUUCGAAGAGGGAUAUUGAAGUGGUCGUGACAAAUGGAACACCUUUUCUGUUCAGAACAGCUCUUGAAACAGCACGCAGAAUGAGGGCAUUUCUUGGUAUUGAUGGAAACCAUGCAUUAGAUCGUGGUGAUGUGCAUACAAUUGAUAUUAUGAAGUAUAUAAUAAGUUAUGCCAGCAAUCCUGCUGGCUCUCCCGGAUGCAAAACUGUGUAUAGUCGGGAACUCCUAGAAACUUCUAUUAGAAACCUUUUGCAUCAAUUGGUUGAAGUUGGCUGGGGACCUCCUGCCUCUGUCUUGCCUCCUCCAGGAGUUCACCAGUUUUCAGGCCGAGCUGGGGAAACUCCAAGGCCUGCUGGGCAAAACAUCGUGAUGAAGAGAGGUGACUGGAUUUGCCCAAAGUGCAAGUUUAUGAACUUUGCAAGAAAUAUAGAGUGCCUCGAGUGUGAGGAACUUAGACCAAGAAGACAGCUAACAGGCGGGGAAUGGGAAUGCCCCAAAUGUGAUUUCUUCAACUAUGGAAGAAAUAUGGUCUGCCUUAGAUGCAAUUCUAAACGACCUGCCGAGGCUUCAGUCAACAGCGAUACUAGAAGUUUGGGGGACGCUUAUAAUAAAACUGAAACAGAUGAGAUGUUUUCUGAGAAUGAACCAAAGGCACAAAUUCGGUUUAGUAAAAUCAAUGACACUGCAGCUGAUGAAGAGGACUUCCCUGAGAAGAAGCUUGUUGUGAGCACAACAAGAAAGACGCCUUUGGAGAGGAUGCUGCCCAACUCUCCACACAAAGGGAACUCUGAUAGGCCAAGAGAACAGGUCCUUAAUAAUGGCUUUACUGAAGAUGAAAAUAAAGAGAAAGCUGCAAAACCAGAAAGCUGGUUUACAAAAAUGGAAAAACUGCAUAACGAGUUUCCAGAGAUCAUGCAGAAGAAAGAUUAUUCUUCGUUAACUUCAAGAAUGAACAAAAGGGAAAUCAAUAAGGAUUUUGUCCCAUUCGUUCCAUUCCCACCUGGUUUUUUUGCUACCAAGGAAACCCAGUCACCAGAUGAUAAGCUGGAUAAAGACACAGGAGGUACCAAGAAAGACACUGCAUCCAACUCCAAACAGAACCUAAGGAACAGUGGGUGGACAGGAAAGAGCUUAGAGGGGAGUGGGGUGGAGGAAGCAGAAGAUCCCUUGGACAUGUCUGAAGAGGCAAAAACGAAGAGGUGGUUCAAGCGUGUAUCUCAAAUAAAAGACAUAUCUGAGCUUAGUGAGAUACCCGAUGAAGACUUCCCAACGAUAAUGCCAAUGCGCAAGGGGGUUAAUAGGUUUGUUGUUAGCAAGAGAAAAACCCCAAUGGAGAGGCGGUUGACGUCUUCAACACAGUAUAGAAUGAAUCACCCGGUUGUGAGUUCUAAUGAUGAACCUACGAGAACGGAAAACGAUGAUAACAAUAAUGAAAUAAAAUAAGCAGCGGUAUUUUGCUGAAUUGUUUUUCUUCACAGCUCUAACUUUUGUAAACGCAUAUACAGCCUAACUAGAUACAAGGACAUACUAAACAUCAAUUCUAUGUUUGUACUCCUGGAGUCCCGGAAAUACUUGAGGAAAGAAAAUAAAAUGCCUAGGAAUAUUGUUGUGCCUGGAUUUCCCUGGAAAACGCAUAGGAGGACGAAAUGUAAUCUCCCUCCGUCCCGCUAAGAUUGUCCCAUUUUAC